AUGACCGUGCCUAACAUCAGCCACAGUUGCAGUGGUGUUAACAGUGUUUGGUGCAGUAGCAGCAGCAACCAGAGACAUGGACAAGAGCAGAAUUUGAGUUCCACUGGCCACCUGAUCACAGCCAUCUGCCUUGGCAUCAUCGGGAGCCUGGGCUUCCUCAAUAAUCUCUUGGUCUUGAUACUUUUCUGCCGGAAUAAAGUGCUACGGUCUCCGAUUAACCUGCUGCUGAUGAACAUCUCUGUGAGCGACAUGAUGGUGUGCAUCAUGGGCACCCCCUUCAGCUUUGCCGCCAGCACUCAGGGACGCUGGCUCAUCGGGCCAGGUGGCUGCAUCUGGUACGGCUUCGUCAAUACCCUCUUUGGUACAGUUUCACUUAUAUCUUUGGCUGUGCUCUCUUAUGAACGCUAUUGUACAAUGAUGGGCUCUACAGAAGCAGAUGCCACAAACUAUAGGAAAAUAUGGAUGGGAAUCUUCUUAUCAUGGAUGUACUCUUUAUUCUGGACCUUACCACCCCUUUUUGGAUGGAGUAGCUAUGGACCGGAAGGACCAGGGACAACAUGUUCAGUAAACUGGCAUUCGAGGGAUGCCAACAAUAUAUCCUAUAUCAUAUGUCUCUUCAUCUUUUGCCUUGUAAUUCCUUUUUUCAUUAUUGUUUACUCUUAUGGGAAGCUGCUAUGUGCUAUAAAGCAGGUGAGUGGUGUUACUAAAGGAAUGGGCCGGACAAGAGAGCAACGUGUACUGAUCAUGGUGAUUGUGAUGGUAAUUUGUUUUCUUCUUUGCUGGCUGCCAUAUGGGAUCAUGGCCCUGAUAGCUACUUUUGGAAAACCUGGUCUAAUUACGCCGUCCGCCAGCAUCAUUCCAUCAGUCCUUGCAAAAAGUAGUACAGUCUACAAUCCAGUCAUCUACAUAUUUUUGAACAAACAAUUUUACAGGUGCUUUUGUGCACUUCUGAAAUGUGAUAAAACAUCUGCUAUCACCAGCAACAAGUUUUCUUCAAAGACCACCCGAGUGUGCCGCACUACACCAAGGGUACAGGACAACAACUUCACCUUUGUUGCUGCAUCUGCAGGACUGCCAUCCUCGGAACGGCAGGAGGCCACUGUUAGCUUGCAGAAUCCAGAGCCAACCACGGACAAUGGCCGAGGGGCAAAACAAGAAGUGUUGCUUGUAGCUCACUAUAGAGCUUAAUCAAUGCGAACACUGACUUAUGCUAUGUAAUUUGGGGGUGUUGGUGGACAGGAGAAACACCUGUCAACUGGUUUUGUGAGUUUGCCUACCACUUAAAGUGAUGUAUGUUCAAUCCACCAACAAGCUGUUGCUGUCAUUCCUGAAGAUCCUGGUAAACGGCAUUUCAGAACCUUUGGGGUUUUUUAAUUAAUUAAAACAAGGGUCUCCUCUUAAAAAGUGGGGGGGAGGU
This is a messenger RNA of Mauremys mutica (yellowpond turtle), 1417 nucleotides long. RefSeq names its product pinopsin-like. Lineage: Eukaryota; Metazoa; Chordata; Testudines; Geoemydidae. Gene Ontology annotation, molecular function: G protein-coupled receptor activity. Gene Ontology annotation, biological process: visual perception; G protein-coupled receptor signaling pathway. The coding region runs from base 1 to 1188 and encodes 395 amino acids. The record is from RefSeq and is a predicted model, not a curated record. Gene Ontology annotation, cellular component: membrane; photoreceptor outer segment. The transcript is spliced from 4 exons.